Messenger RNA from Asparagus officinalis (garden asparagus), 3228 nucleotides. RefSeq lists its product as uncharacterized. Bases 728 to 2866 code for a protein of 712 amino acids. Lineage: Eukaryota; Viridiplantae; Streptophyta; Magnoliopsida; Asparagales; Asparagaceae. The record is from RefSeq and is a predicted model, not a curated record. The transcript has a single exon.
UCAUUUGCACCAAAUUUCUUUUCUUGCCUUGAUCUAUAGCUAGAGAUCGAACAAUUAGGGUUUCUCCAGGCUCAAACCCAAAAUUUAUCGAGUAAUUGAACAGUUCAUGUAGAUCGGGUGCUUCUGAUGUCAAAUUAGCUUUAGCUUGACUUGGAAUUCUAGGGUUUACUUGCUGAAGGUUUGAGCUUUGAGAAUCAGAGGUAUCUAGUGUGAAUUUGGAUUUUUCUUUUAGCAGCUUGCUGUCUGUUUGGACCGUAAUUGUGCUUUUUUCUAGCUAUUUCUUUGUUGUUGAAGUGUUCUAGAGAUGAAAUUCUAUACUUUGUAAAUUUGUUCAGUGUUUGAAAAACUUUGCUGGAAAUGCUUAUGGGAACGUUUGUAGAUAUGAUCUGUCGUAAGAAUUUCCAUACUUUGUACAAAAGGUCACCAGAUAUGAAUUAAUGCAAAGUUCAGUAACAGAGUUGAUCAUAUAUCUUCCUAAAUAUAUUUUUACUUUCAUGGCUUUGCUUGAUGUGAUGAGAAGGUCUGAGUACUUAAUGUUCAUCUUAAUUGUUGAUUAUAUUGUUUAAUUAAGUUGUCUUUUGACUAAUUUUGUUUAUGAAUUAGGAUGUUUGUAGAGCUAACUCCAACGGAUUCUAGAAGCAGAGACUGUUUUAUUGCAAGUAUUAGACGUGAAAGCUGAGGUAUAAACAGUCUUUGGUGGUGAAUUUUUACAGUUAGAAGGUCAGAGAUGGAAUGUAAUAGGGACGAAGCCCUGAGAGCAAAGGAAAUGGCAGAAAAGAAGUUCACCGCUAAAGACUUUUCAGGUGCCAAGAAGUUUGCCUUGAAGGCCCAAAAUCUCUUUCCAGAGCUUGACGGUAUCGACCAGAUGAUAGCAACUCUAGAUGUUUAUCAGGCUGCUGAAAUUAAAAUUAACGGCGAGAGUGAUUUGUAUGGAAUCCUCAGUUUGAAUCCUUCAGCAGAUGAGGAAACCGUGAAAAAACAGUACAGGAAAUUGGCCCUUCAGCUGCAUCCUGAUAAGAACAAGUCAAUAGGCGCCGAGGGUGCUUUCCAACUCCUUUCAGAGGCUUGGAGUGUUCUCUCUGACACGAGCAGGAAAUUAACUUACGACCAGAAGAGGAAUGCGAAAGUCUCUCGUAAUACUAAAAAUGGCUUCCAUACUAAGAGGCCUCGAAAGUGCUCCACUUCUUCUGUUCCAAUGCCAACAUCAAAUACAUUUUGGACCUCGUGCAGCCGAUGCAAGAUGCAAUAUGAGUACCUUAGGGUAUACCUUAAUCACAACCUUUUAUGUCCGAACUGUCAUGAGGCGUUCUUGGCGGUGGAAACAGGGUUUCCAUCUAAUGGAGCUGGUUCAAAUUUUUCUUGGACAGAUCCUCAACAGUAUCAUCAGAAGAAGACCAAACACAAGAAUGCUUAUGGGUCCUCAGUGUUUCAGCAUGGAGCAAAUGUUGAUUCAUAUAACACUCAGAAUUUCCAGUGGGACCCAUCAUCUGUAGCUUCUCAGGCUGCUGAUGUGGUUCAUCAGACUUAUGCAAAAGUGAAAAGGCAGAGAGAGGAAGUUCAGACAGCAGCUCGAAGGGAGGAGGCUCUUCGGAGGAAGAAUUCUAAUUCUAAGAGGAGCAUCAGUAGUUCAGGAUUUUAUAAUGCCGGUGCUGAUGGCAAUGUGCGUAGAGUUGGUAGGCCUUCAAAGAGAAGUAUCGCAGAGGAAAUUGGAGGUGCUGCUGGGACUCAGCAAGUGUUUUCGUGCAGUGGCAAAAGAGAAAAUAUAGAUGCUGGAAUGGAGAGGGCUCCUUGUGGCCCAGGAGAAACUAGUAAGAUGAGACUACCCAUGAGAAUAAACCGGUACAAUGAGAUUGACAAAAGAAAUUUGUUAAUGGAGAAGGCUAAGCGAGAGAUGUGUAAGAAGUUACAAGAAUGGAAUUCAGCUGCAGCUGCAAAAUUGGCAGAUAAAGCAAAAGCAAAGCAAAGACUGAAACAAAAGGAUAAUCGUAAUGUGGAGACAGUGUCUAGGGCUGUCGGGGAUGCUAUAAUUCGGAGAAAUAACAGCAAAUAUGUUUCUUUUAUGAAAGAACCCACUGAUAAUGGCAAGAUCGGUUCUGCUAAGGAAGUGACAAAGACUGCUACAAUUGUUGUUCCUGACCCAGAGUUUCAUGAUUUUGACAAAGAUCGCUUGGAAAGAUCUUUUGAAGGAGAGCAGGUCUGGGCUACGUAUGACAGUGAAGAUGGAAUGCCUCGUUUCUAUGCCCUAAUUCAAAAAAUCAUCUCUCUGAGACCUUUUAAGCUCCGCAUGAGUUUUCUUAAUUCAAAGAAUAACGCUGAAUUCGGGCCAAUGAACUGGGUUGCCUCGGGGUUUGCGAAAACUUGUGGAGAUUUCAGAGUGGGCAGAUAUGAAAUCACUGACACAGUUAAUAUAUUUUCUCACAGAGUUCGAUGGGAGAAAGGAUUUCGUGGGGUUGUAAAAAUUUUCCCUAUGAGAGGUGAUACUUGGGCCCUUUAUAAAAACUGGUCACCAGACUGGAACGAGCUCACGCCGGACAAUGUGAUACACAAGUAUGAUAUAGUUGAAGUUAUUGAUGACUAUAAUGAGGAGCAAGGGGUGCUCGUUACUCCUUUAGUGAAGGUCGCAGGUUUCAGAGCAGUUUUCCAUAGACACAUGGAUCCAAAGGAAGUGAAGAGGAUUCCAAGAGAAGAGAUGUUUCGAUUUUCUCAUCAAGUGCCUUCACAUUUGCUUACUGGAGAUGAAGCUCAUAAUGCACCUAAGGGAUGUCGUGAGCUUGAUCCUGCUGCUAUACCUUCGGAUCUUCUUCAGGUAAUUACGGAAUUUAAGGAGGAUGAGGCCACUGAGACUGCUGAACAACAGUCAAUAUGAAGAUAUAAUUUAGCCUACUGAGCUUCUCUAACCUCAAUUUUCCUCCAAUAUGAAGACAUAACUUAGCCUUACAUUUUUCUUGGAUUUGAGAUAAGUAACAUCAACUCUAAAGAUUCCUGCGAUUAAUGUUGUUACUCAUGGUUCCAAAUUUACCUUGUAUUUGCACUGUUAUUCUAUAUUCUUCUGUAAGUUAGUUAAUAUUUCCUCAUAUAUGUUUGUAACUUCUUGGUGUUUAAUGAAAAAUCAUAAGCACAUUGCAAGAAAUCGUCAAGGAGAUUAAUCAUUUCAAUGUUGCUUUUAUAUUGUAAUGCUCGUUGGAUUUACCUCAAGACUUCGUUUUAUAACGCAGUAGAAUUAGACUA